AUGGAUGACGGGAUUCCUACGACAUCAACCAUGGAGUCGAAACAUAUGUCAGGCAUUUUGAGUGCUGACGGCGUCAAAUCGGCCAUCACCCUCACCUCCGUUUUGUCAGUGGUUGGCGUUUGGCUCGGCUACCGCAUCCUUGUUUGCCUGUACAACAUCUCGCCCUUCCAUCCUCUCUCCCGCUUCCCCGGGCCCAAGAUCGCGGCUGCCAGUUACGCGUAUGAAGCCUACCAUGACUGGAUUCGCGGGGGAAGAUACGGCCCCAAGAUUCAGGAGAUGCAUAAGCGCUAUGGCCCAAUCGUGAGAAUCAACCCGGAUGAGCUUCACUGUUCCGACCCCUACUUCACCGAUGAGAUCUAUGCCGGUCCUGGACGCAUCAGAGACAAAUGGCAGCAUCAGCUCAACACGGGUGGCGCCGGCCCUGUUUCCGUGACGGGCUUUUCGACUGUUCCCCACGAGCUUCACCGUUCGCGCAAGGGUGCCCUGUCCAAGUUCUUUUCCCGCCAGCAGAUGUUCAAGCUCGAGGGGGAGGUGCUCGACUUCUGCCACUUGACGAUUGACAAGAUGCUUCGCUGGUCUGGGAAGGAGGCUUUUGACAUCAAGGAGGCCUUCAACUGCUUUACCGCCGACGUCAUUUCCCAGUAUGCUUUUGGCGAAUCCAUGGGCUUCAUCGCUCAAGAACAAUGGGAGCCCAAUCUUGCGACAUGGACCGGUUCCUUCAUGAAGAGUGCUUAUCUGAUGAGGCACAACGCCCUGGUCCGCAAGAUGACGAACAUGAUGCCCCUCGUGGCUGACUAUUUGGGCGAGGAUAUCAAGAACGUGAUGCACCAGAUGGGCACUGUCAUCCCUGGCUACAUCAAGGCGUCUCUGGAUGACCCCAACGGCGGCCGUGUGUUUGCUGAGCUUGUCAAGUCCAAGGCUCUCCCUGCGGAGGAGAUGACUAUGUAUCGUCUCUCUGGUGAGGGGUUCAACUUUUUGCUUGCCGGUACCGAGACCACCGCGGCCACCCUGUCCGUCAUCACAUUUUGGCUUCUCCAACAACCCGAAACCUACAGAAAACUGAUGGAUGACCUCCAAGGUCUGACACCGACCAACAUCAAGUGGGCCGAGCUCGAACAGCGCCCGUACCUCUGGGCCAUUGUCCACGAAUCCCUCCGCAUGAUGCCCGGUGUCUCGCACAGAUCGGCCAGAAUCGCCCGUACCGAGGACCUGGUGUACCGCACCCGAGAUGGCAAGACUGAAUGGGUCAUCCCCAGAGGCACUCCCAUCGGCAUGACCAGCAUGAUCAACCACUUCGACGAGGAGCUCUUCCCCAACCCACACUCCUUCUCCCCGGAGCGGUGGUUGAUUGACGGAAAGCCAAACUACAAGCUGCAGAAGUUCUUGAUUGCCUUUGGCAAGGGCAGCCGGUCGUGCAUUGGUGAGAGCUUGGCCUACUGCGAGGUGUAUCUCAUGACUGCCCUGAUCGCCAUGCGCAUCAUUCCAAGGGCCAAGCUCGUCAACACCACAUAUGAGGACAACGUCAAGUACGAUCAUGAUUGCAUUGUGCCUCAUUCCAGAAACGGUCCUGUCACUGUCCAUGUGCGGAUCCAGUAA
Podospora pseudocomata is the source of this 1596-nucleotide messenger RNA. RefSeq lists its product as uncharacterized. The transcript has 3 exons. Lineage: Eukaryota; Fungi; Ascomycota; Sordariomycetes; Sordariales; Podosporaceae. Gene Ontology annotation, molecular function: monooxygenase activity; heme binding; oxidoreductase activity, acting on paired donors, with incorporation or reduction of molecular oxygen. The record is from RefSeq and is a predicted model, not a curated record. The coding region runs from base 1 to 1596 and encodes 531 amino acids.